Messenger RNA from Macrobrachium nipponense, 516 nucleotides. RefSeq lists its product as uncharacterized. The transcript has 3 exons. NCBI's taxonomy places the organism in Eukaryota, Metazoa, Arthropoda, Malacostraca, Decapoda, Palaemonidae. The coding region runs from base 1 to 516 and encodes 171 amino acids. The record is from RefSeq and is a predicted model, not a curated record.
AUGCCUGGCUGGCUUCUUCGCAUUGUCCUACGUCUUGUAUCCUUCGCCCUCUCUCCCUCUUCCGCUCCUCCUCCUCAUCCUUCUGCUGCGUGGGUGUGGCGCCCUUCAGUGCGGACGGUCGCCCCUCCACUGGGCGUGCAUCCGGCAUCAGCCGAACGCCGUGGCUGCUCUUCUGUUGGCCGGAGCCAAAGUCAACUCAACGGACAACGUCGGUUACACCGCGUUACAGCGAGCGGCCUGCGAAGGGCACGUGGACAUAGUCCGCCAACCUCAUCAAGAAAAACACCGCCAAUGUUGACCACCAAGAUGAUCAGCACGGCAACACGGCGCUACACGAAGCCGCUUGGAAAGGUUACAGUCAGACGGCGGAGGCGCUGGUUCGCGCCAAAGCCAACGUUUACAUUAAGAAUAAGGGUGGGUUCGCCCCCCUACACCUCGCCUGCCAGAACGGACAUAAUCAGACUUGUAGGGUCUUGCUCCUCGCUGGAUGUCGGCCCGAUAUCAAGAAUAACGUAA